Phascolarctos cinereus (koala) is the source of this 12547-nucleotide messenger RNA. The record is from RefSeq and is a predicted model, not a curated record. Lineage: Eukaryota; Metazoa; Chordata; Mammalia; Diprotodontia; Phascolarctidae.
AUGACAUUAUAUGUUUCCUGGAGCACUUCAGAGGGACAAAUAUUGGCUAUCACUCUCAAAAACAUGCUACCUAGCCACACAUGUGGAAAUCCUGGGGAAAUACUUAAGGGAGUCCUCCAUGGAGCCAGAUUCAACAUAGGAGAUAAAAUUCGAUACAGCUGCCUUUCUGGAUAUGUUUUAGAAGGUCAUGCUAUGCUUACCUGCAUAGUUAGUCCUGGCAAUGGUGCAUUAUGGGAUUUCCCAGCUCCAUUUUGCAGAGCUGAAGGCGCCUGUGGUGGAACUUUGAGAGGGACAAGUGGUGCUAUUUUUAGCCCUCAUUUCCCUUCCGAGUAUGACAACAAUGCUGACUGCACAUGGACCAUUCUUGCUGAGCCUGGAGAUACCAUUGCUUUGGUCUUUACUGACUUCCAGCUAGAAGAAGGUUAUGAUUUCUUAGAAAUCAGUGGGACAGAAGCACCAUCAAUAUGGCUGACUGGCAUGAAUCUUCCUUCUCCUGUUAUCAGUAGCAAGAAUUGGUUAAGACUCCAUUUCACAUCUGACAGCAACCACCGACGAAAAGGAUUUAAUGCCCAGUUCCAAGUAAAAAAAGCAAUUGAGCUGAAGUCAAGAGGAGUCAAGAUGCUGCCCAACAAGGACAAUAACCAUAAAAAUUCUGUCUUGACUCAAGGGGGUGUUGCUUUAGUGUCUGAUAUGUGUCCUGAUCCUGGAAUUCCAGAAAAUGGAAGGAGAACAGGUUCUGACUUCAGGGUGGGGGCAAGUGUCCAGUUCUCCUGUGAAGAUAAUUAUGUGCUUCAGGGUUCUAAGAGCAUAACCUGUCAAAGAGUCACAGAGACGUUAGCAGCAUGGAGUGACCACCGGCCAAUCUGUCGUGCUAGAACAUGUGGUUCCAACCUCCGUGGACCAAGUGGGAUCAUUACAUCACCUAACUAUCCAGUUCAAUAUGAAGACAAUGCACACUGUGUUUGGGUUAUCACUACAACAGAUCCUGAAAAGGUCAUCAAGCUUGCCUUUGAAGAGUUUGAGCUGGAAAGAGGCUAUGACACUCUAACAGUAGGGGAUGCUGGGAAAGUAGGUGACACUAGAACAGUGUUAUAUGUACUCACUGGAUCUAGUGUACCUGAUCUUAUCGUGAGUAUGAGUAAUCAAAUGUGGCUACAUCUCCAGUCUGAUGAUAGCAUUGGCUCCCCUGGAUUUAAAGCUGUUUACCAAGAGAUUGAUAAGGGAGGAUGUGGUGAUCCUGGAAUUCCGUCUUAUGGGAAAAGAACUGGCAAUAGUUUCCUACAUGGAGAUACUCUUACUUUUGAAUGUCAGGCAGCUUUUGAAUUGGUGGGAGAGAGAGUUAUCACAUGUCAACAGAAUAACCAGUGGUCUGGCAACAAACCCAGCUGUGUUUUUUCUUGUUUCUUCAAUUUUACUACCCCAUCGGGUAUUAUUCUUUCACCAAACUAUCCUGAGGAGUAUGGCAACAAUAUGAAUUGUAUUUGGCUGAUUAUAUCUGAGCCAGGAAGUAGAAUUCAUCUCAUUUUUAAUGACUUUGAUGUCGAGCCUCAGUUUGAUUUCCUUGCUGUCAAAGAUGAUGGGAUGUCUGAUGUAUCAGUUCUCGGCACUUUUUCUGGAAAUGAAGUACCUUCCCAGUUGGCCAGCAGUGGUCACAUUGUACGCUUGGAGUUUCAAUCAGAUCAUUCUACAACAGGGAGAGGUUUCAAUAUCACUUACACUACAUUUGGUCAGAAUGAAUGCCAUGACCCUGGCAUUCCUAUAAAUGGAAGGCGUUUUGGAGAUCGAUUUCUCUUAGGAAGUUCUGUUUCUUUCCAUUGUGAUGAUGGUUUUGUCAAAACUCAAGGAUCAGAGUCCAUAACCUGCAUCAUGCAGGAUGGAAAUGUGGUUUGGAGCUCUACUGUUCCACGUUGUGAAGCACCAUGUGGUGGACAUUUGACAGCAUCCAGUGGGGUUAUUUUACCACCAGGAUGGCCAGGAUAUUAUAAAGACUCUUUAAAUUGUGAAUGGGUCAUUGAAGCAAAACCAGGACAUUCAAUCAAGAUCACUUUUGAUAGAUUUCAGACAGAAGUCAAUUAUGACACCUUAGAAGUUCGAGAUGGACCAGCUAAUUCAUCACCUCUGAUAGGAGAAUACCACGGGACUCAAGCACCACAGUUCUUGAUCAGUACUGGCAACUACAUGUACCUACUAUUCACUACUGACAACAGUCGCUCAAGUGUUGGAUUUCUCAUUCACUAUGAAAGUGUAACACUAGAAUCAGAUUCCUGCCUUGAUCCAGGGAUCCCUGUGAAUGGUCAUCGACAUGGCAAUAAUUUUGGCAUCAGGUCUACAGUGACUUUCAGUUGUGAUCCAGGAUAUACAUUAAGUGAUGAGGAGCCACUUGUAUGUGAAAGGAACCAUCAGUGGAAUCAUGCAUUGCCAAGCUGUGAUGCUCUGUGUGGAGGCUACAUUCAUGGGAAGAGUGGAACUGUACUUUCACCAGGAUUUCCUGAUUUCUAUCCAAACUCUCUAAAUUGUACUUGGACUAUUGAAGUAUCUCAUGGAAAGGGUGUUCAAAUGAUUUUUCACACUUUUCACCUUGAGAGCUCUCAUGAUUACCUGCUGAUUACAGAAGAUGGAAGUUUCACAGAGCCUGUUGCCAGGCUUACUGGUUCUGUGCUACCUCAUACAAUUAAAGCUGGUCUAUUUGGAAACUUCACUGCACAACUUCGGUUUAUAUCAGAUUUCUCAAUUUCUUAUGAAGGCUUCAAUAUCACAUUUUCAGAAUAUGAUUUGGAACCAUGUGAUGAUCCAGGUGUUCCUGCUUUCAGCCGAAGAAUUGGUUUUCACUUUGGAGUUGGGGAUUCUCUGACCUUUUCGUGCUUCUCUGGAUAUCGUUUGGAAGGUGCAACUAAGCUUACCUGCCUGGGUGGGGGACGUCGUGUGUGGAGUGCACCUCUGCCAAGGUGUGUGGCUGAAUGUGGAGCAAGUGUUACUGGAAAUGAAGGAACAUUACUGUCUCCAAAUUUUCCAUCGAACUAUGACAACAACCAUGAGUGCAUCUAUAAAAUUGAAACUGAAGCUGGAAAGGGAAUUCAUCUUAGAGCCCGAAGCUUUCAGCUCCAUGAAGGAGAUGUGCUCAAGGUUUUUGAUGGAAAAGAUAGUGCCUCACGCCCUCUGGGAGCCUUCUCUAAAAAUGAACUGAUGGGAUUGAUCCUCAAUAGCACAUCUAACCACUUGUGGAUGGAAUUCAAUACAAACGGAUCAGACACUGACCAAGGAUUUCAGCUAACUUACACAAGUUUUGAUCUAGUAAAAUGUGAAGAUCCGGGAAUCCCAAAUUAUGGCUAUAAGAUCCGAGAUGAAGGGCAUUUUACUGACACCAUCGUCCAGUACAGCUGUAAUCCUGGAUAUGCGAUGCAUGGUAGUAGCACCAUGACCUGCUUGAGUGGAGACCGAAGAGUGUGGGACAAGCCUUUGCCUUCAUGCAUUGCUGAAUGUGGUGGUCGAAUCCAUGCUGCCACAUCCGGUCGGAUUUUGUCUCCAGGUUACCCUGCACCUUAUGACAAUAAUCUUCACUGCACAUGGAUCAUAGAAGCAGACCCAGGGAAGACCAUCAGUCUCCAUUUCAUUGUUUUCGACACUGAAAUGGCUCAUGACAUCCUCAAGGUUUGGGAUGGUCCAAUAGAUAGCAACAUUUUCCUGAAAGAAUGGAGUGGGUCUGCUCUGCCUGAGGACAUCCAUAGCACCUUCAACUCAUUGACCCUUCAGUUUGACAGUGACUUUUUUAUCAGCAAGUCAGGAUUUUCCAUUCAAUUCUCAACAUCUAUUGCAUCAACUUGCAAUGACCCUGGUAUGCCUCAAAACGGCACCCGCUACGGAGACAGCCGAGAACCUGGAGAUACCAUAACUUUUCAAUGUGAUCCUGGAUAUCAGCUUCAAGGACAGGCUAAAAUCACUUGCGUGCAACUGAAUAACCGAUUCUUCUGGCAGCCAGACCCUCCUACAUGCAUAGCUGCAUGUGGAGGAAAUCUGACAGGUCCAGCAGGUGUCAUUUUAUCACCUAACUACCCACAACCAUAUCCUCCUGGGAAAGAAUGUGAUUGGAGAAUAAAAGUAAACCCAGACUUUGUCAUUGCCCUGAUUUUCAAAAGUUUCAACAUGGAACCAAGUUAUGAUUUUCUUCAUAUCUAUGAAGGUGAAGAUUCCAAUAGUCCUUUAAUUGGGAGUUUUCAAGGUUCUCAGGCACCAGAAAGAAUAGAGAGCAGUGGAAACAGUCUUUUUUUGGCUUUUCGAAGUGAUGCUUCAGUUGGCCUAUCUGGAUUUGCCAUUGAAUUUAAAGAAAAGCCCCGGGAAGCCUGUUUUGACCCUGGAAAUAUAAUGAACGGGACAAGAAUUGGAACAGACUUUAAACUCGGUUCAACUGUGACUUAUCAAUGUGAUUCUGGUUAUAAGAUUGUUGAUCCUUCAUCCAUAACUUGUGUGAUUGGCAUAGAUGGAAAACCUGCCUGGAAUAGAGUCUUGCCAUCUUGCAAUGCUCCCUGUGGAGGACAGUACACUGGAUCAGAAGGGGUAGUUUUGUCACCGAAUUACCCUCACAAUUACACAGCUGGUCAGAUGUGCCACUAUUCAAUAACUGUACCAAAGGAAUUUGUUGUGUUUGGGCAGUUUGCCUAUUUUCAGACAGCCCUAAAUGAUUUGGCAGAAUUAUUUGAUGGAGCACAUCCACAGGCCAGACUUCUCAGCUCACUUUCUGGUUUCCAUUCAGGGGAAACACUGCCUUUGGCUACGUCCAAUCAAAUUCUGUUGCGGUUCAGUGCAAAAAGUGGUGCAUCUGCCAGGGGAUUCCAUUUUGUUUACCAAGCUGUUCCACGUACAAGUGAUACACAAUGCAGUUCUAUCCCAGAGCCAAGAUAUGGAAGGAGAAUUGGCUCUGAAUUUUCAGCCGGUUCAAUUGUUCGAUUUGAGUGCAACCCUGGAUAUCUACUUCAAGGCUCCAAAGCAAUCCGGUGCCAAUCAGUGCCUAAUGCAUUAGCUCAAUGGAAUGACACAAUACCAAGCUGUGUAGUUCCCUGCAGUGGCAAUUUCACACAAAGGAGAGGUACUAUCCUCUCCCCUGGUUAUCCUGAGCCAUAUGGCAAUAACUUGAACUGCAUAUGGAAGAUCAUAGUCACGGAAGGAUCAGGAAUUCAGAUUCAAGUAAUCAGCUUUGCCACAGAACAAAACUGGGAUUCCCUCGAAAUCUAUGAUGGUGCAGAUAUGACUGCACCAAGACUUGGAAGUUUUUCAGGUACUACUGUGCCAGCAUUGUUGAACAGUACCUCCAAUCAACUCUAUUUGCACUUUCAAUCAGAUAUUAGUGUGGCAGCAGCUGGUUUUCACCUGGAAUACAAAACUGUUGGCCUUGCAGCAUGCCAAGAACCAGUACUUCCUAGUAAUGGCAUCAAAAUAGGAGAUAGGUACAUGGUGAAUGAUGUUCUCUACUUCCAGUGUGAGCCAGGAUACACAUUACAGGGUCGUUCUCAUAUUUCUUGUAUGCCAGGAACAGUUCGACGGUGGAAUUAUCCAUCUCCCCUUUGCAUUGCAAAAUGUGGUGGAACACUGAACAGCAUGACUGGAGUGAUCUUGAGUCCAGGUUUUCCAGGAGCUUACCCCAACAAUUUAGAUUGUACCUGGAAGAUCUCAUUGCCGAUUGGUUAUGGUGCACAUAUUCAAUUUCUGAAUUUUUCUACUGAAGCUAAUCAUGACUAUCUUGAAAUUCAAAACGGACCUUUUCAUACCAGUCCUAUGAUUGGCCAGUUUAGUGGAACUGAUAUCCCAUCAGCCUUGCUAAGUACAACACAUGAAACACUCAUCCAUUUUUAUAGUGAUCAUUCUCAAAACAGGCAAGGAUUUAAACUUGCUUAUCAAGCUUAUGAGUUACAAAAUUGCCCUGAUCCUCCACCAUUUCAAAAUGGGUAUAUGGUCAACUCGGAUUAUAGUGUGGGACAAUCUAUUUCAUUUGAAUGCUACCCUGGAUAUGUUCUAAUAGGCCAUCCUGUCCUUACCUGUCAGCAUGGGAUCAACAGAAAUUGGAAUUACCCUUUCCCACGAUGUGAUGCACCUUGUGGAUAUAAUGUAACCUCUCAAAAUGGCACAGUUUAUUCCCCAGGAUUUCCAGAUGAAUAUCCAAUUUUAAAGGACUGCAUAUGGCUUAUUACUGUUCCUCAGGGACAUGGAAUUUACAUCAACUUCACCUUGUUACAGACUGAAGCAGUGAAUGAUUACAUUGCAGUCUGGGAUGGUCCUGAUCAGAAUUCACCUCAGCUUGGCAUUUUCAGUGGUAAUACUGCCCUUGAGACAGCUUACAGCUCCACCAAUCAAGUGCUCCUCAAGUUUCACAGUGACUUUUCAAAUGGAGGUUUCUUUGUCCUCAAUUUCCAUGCUUAUCAGCUGAAGAAGUGUCAGUCUCCACCAGCAGUUCCACAGGCUGAGAUACUUACUGAAGAUAAUGAUUUUGAAAUAGGGGAUUUUGUGAAGUACCAGUGCCUUCCUGGUUACACACUGUCAGGAACUGAUAUAUUGACCUGUAAGCUCAGUGAUCAGUUGCAAUUUGAAGGAUCUCCUCCAACCUGUGAAGCUCAAUGCCCAGCAAAUGAAGUCCGCACUGAGUCAUCUGGAGUGAUUCUGAGUCCAGGAUAUCCAGGCAACUACUUUAACUCCCAGACUUGCUCCUGGACCAUUAAAGUGGAAGUAGGCUAUAAUAUCACUAUCUUUGUAGAAACUUUCCAGAGUGAGAAGCAGUUUGAUGUGUUGGAAAUAUUUGAUGGUUCUUCUGGGCAAAGUCCUUUAUUAGUACUUUUAAGUGGAAAUCACACUGAACAAUCAAAUUAUACAAGCAAGAGUCAUCAAUUAUAUUUUCGCUGGUCAACUGAUCAUGCAACUAGUAAGAAAGGAUUCAAAAUCCGUUACUCAGCUCCAUAUUGUAGUUUGACCCAGAGUCUGAAGAAUGGAGGGAUUGUGAAUAGGACCAGGGGACCAGUUGGAAGUCGGGUACAUUUUUUUUGCAAGCCUGGACAUAGAAUGAUUGGCCAUAGUAAUGCGACUUGCAGACGCAACCCAAAUGGCAUGUAUCAAUGGGAUUCCCUCACACCACUCUGCCAGGCUGUUUCCUGUGGCAUUCCAGAAUCUCCUGGAAAUGGAUCUUUUAUGGGUAAUGAGUUCACUUUGGACAGUAAAGUGAAUUAUGAAUGUAAUGAAGGCUUCAGGCUAGAAUCUAGUCAACAAGGAACAGCAACUUGUCAAGAAGAUGGAUUGUGGAGUAACAGAGGAAAGCCACCCACCUGUAAACCGGUGACUUGCCCUAGUAUUGAGACCGAACUUUCAGAGCAUGUUAUCUGGAGACUAGUCUCUGGGUCAGUGAAUGAGUAUGGAGCUCAAGUCGUACUAAGUUGCAGCCCUGGUUAUUAUUUAGAUGGUCAAAGGCUCAUACAGUGCCAAGCUAAUGGAACGUGGAGUGUAGGAGAUGAAAGGCCAAGUUGUAAGGUUAUCUCAUGUGGAGGUCUAUCUUUUCCACCAAAUGGUAAUAAGAUUGGAACAUUAACCAUAUAUGGAGCAACAGCUAUAUUUACUUGCAACACAGGAUACACUCUUGUUGGCUCACAUGUCAGAGAAUGCUUAGCAAAUGGACUUUGGAGUGGUACAGAAACUCGAUGUCUAGCUGGUCACUGUGGUUCUCCAGAUCCAAUUGUAAAUGGUCAUAUUAGUGGAGAUGGCUUCAGUUAUCGUGACACUGUGGUCUAUCAAUGUAAUCCUGGAUUUAGGCUUGUUGGAACAUCUGUCAGGAUAUGCCUACAGGAUCACAAGUGGUCUGGACAAACUCCUGUUUGUGUCCCAAUCACAUGUGGACAUCCUGGAAACCCUGCUCGUGGAUUGACAAAUGGUAGUGAGUUCAACUUGAAUGAUAUAGUAAACUUCACCUGUAGCACAGGUUAUCUCCUUCAGGGUGCAGCAAGAGCCCAGUGUCGGAGCAAUGGCCAAUGGAGCAGCCCUUUACCAACUUGUAGAGUGGUGAACUGUUCUGAUCCAGGCUUUGUCGAAAAUGCCAUUCGUCAUGGGCAACAAAAUUACCCUGAAAGCUUCAAGUAUGGGAUCAGUGUCAUGUACCAUUGCAAGAAGGGCUUUUACUUGCUGGGCUCCUCUGCCUUAACCUGCAAGGCAAAUGGUUUAUGGGAUAGAUCAUUACCCAAAUGUUUAUCUAUUUCGUGUGGACAUCCUGGUGUUCCUGCCAAUGCUAUCCUUACAGGAGAACAAUUUACGUAUGGAUCUAUAAUUCAUUAUUCUUGCACCAUGAGCCGAACUCUCAUAGGAAAUGCUACCAGAGUCUGCCAAGAAGACAGUCACUGGAGUGGAACCCUCCCACACUGUUCAGGAAACAAUCCAGGGUCUUGUGAUGAUCCAGGAACACCAGCUCAUGGCUCUAGGCUUGGGGAAGAAUUCAAGGUUAAAAGUCUUCUCCGUUUCUCCUGUGAAAUGGGUUACCAGUUGAGAGGCUCUCCUGAGAGAACAUGCUUGCUUAAUGGAUCUUGGUCUGGAGUACAGCCAGUGUGUGAGGCUGUGUCUUGUGGAAAUCCUGGCACUCCUGCAAAUGGCAUGAUAAUAAACAGUGAUGGAAUACUCUUCUCAAGCUCAGUGAUCUAUGCCUGUUGGGAAGGUUACAAGACUUCAGGGCUGACAACUCGCCAUUGCACAGCCAAUGGGACUUGGACUGGCACAGCUCCUGACUGUACAGUUAUAAGUUGUGGAGAUCCAGGUACCUUGGCAAAUGGCAUUCAGUUUGGAAAUGAUUUUACCUUUAAUAAAACUGUGAGCUAUCAGUGUAAUCCAGGAUAUCUGAUGGAACCUGCUAGUGCAUCUACAAUCCGAUGCACAAAAGAGAGCACUUGGAAUCAAAGUAAACCAGUCUGCAAAGCUGUCAUGUGUGGUCAACCCCCUCAAGUCCAAUAUGGAAAAGUGGAGGGAACAGAUUACAGCUGGGGGGCCAGCAUAAGCUACAGUUGUGCUGAGGGCUAUCAGCUCUCCAAUUCAGCAAUCCUUUCCUGUGAAGGACGGGGAGUGUGGAGAGGUGACAUUCCACAGUGUCUGCCUGUAUUCUGUGGUGAUCCUGGCACUCCUGCUGAGGGGAAGAUUAGCGGAAAAAGCUUCAUCUAUAGAUCUGAAGUCUCCUUCCAGUGCAAAUCUCCUUUUAUAUUGAUAGGCUCUUCAAAAAGAAUCUGCCAAGCAGAUGGCACUUGGAGUGGAAUACAACCCACAUGUAUUGAUCCAGCUCACAAUACCUGCACAGAUCCUGGUACCCCACAUUUUGGAAUGCAAAACAGCUCUAGAGGUUAUGAGGUCGGAAGCACUGUCUUUUUCCGAUGCAGAAAGGGUUACCACAUUCAGGGCUCUACAACACGCUCUUGCCUUGCUAAUUUAACAUGGAGUGGCAUACAGACUGAAUGCAUUCCUCACGCAUGCAGACAACCAGAGACACCAGCCCAUGCAGAUGUGAGAGCAAUAGAUCUUCCUACUUUUGGUUAUACAUUAGUAUAUACCUGUCAUCCUGGAUUUUUUCUUGCGGGUGGAUCUGAGCAUCGGACAUGUAAACCAGAUAUGAAAUGGACAGGGAAAUCACCUGUUUGUAAAAUUCCUUCCGAUGUAUUUUUCAUCAACUCAGUGUGGAAAGGCUAUUAUGAGUAUUUAGGGAAAAGACACCCUGCAACUUUAACUGUGGACUGGUUCAAUGCAACAAGUAGCAAAGUAAAUGCCACGUUUAUUGAAGGAUCUAACGUGGAGCUAAAACUUUCAGGUGUUUAUAAGAAGGAGGAAGCUCAUUUACUUCUGAAAGUUUUCCAGAUUAAAGGACCAGUGGAAAUUUUUGUAAGCAAGUUCGAAAAUGACAACUGGGGACUAGAUGGUUAUGUAUCAUCAGGGCUUGAAAGAGGGGGAUUUACCUUCCAAGGUGAUAUACAUGGGAAAGACUUUGGAAAAUUCAAGCUAGAAAGACAAGGUCCUUUAAGUAUAGAUCCUGAUUCUUCAAAUCAUUAUUAUGGCACAAAUAGCAGUUCUGUUGCAGCUGCCAUUCUAGUUCCAUUCUUUGCGCUCAUUUUAUCAGGUUUUGCAUUUUACCUCUACAAACACAGAACAAGACCAAAAGUACAGUAUAAUGGCUAUGCUGGACAUGAAAACAGUAAUGGACAAGCUUCAUUUGAAAAUCCUAUGUAUGAUACAAACUUAAAACCCACAGAGGCAAAAGCUGUGAGGUUUGACACAACUCUGAACACAGUUUGUACAGUGGUAUAGCCUUCAGUGCCCCCAAAAUGACUGAUUCAUAGCCAUACCUCUGAUGGACAAGCAGUAAUUCCUUUGGUGCCAUAUACCACUCUCCCUUCUACUCUUGGCUUCGCUGCGGUAAUCUUGAACAUCUUCUCCUGGCAUAUACAUGCAGUCAGAGUCUUCUGGGGAUCAAAUCAAAGACACCAUCUUCAUCCUUGAAAGUAGAUUAAAAGUGCUUGGCUGCGUCUGCUUGAAAUCAAGGCACAUUUAAGGAAGACUGCCAAGUCAUGCCAAUUUGUCAUACUUAAUGCCUCAGACUUUCAUAUUCGUAUGUGACUGGGAUGCCUUUCAAUGCAAUCUUUUGGGCACUUGGAUAUAUCCUUUGGGUGCCAUAACAAAACAAGAGCACCACAGUAUGUUUUUGGUUUUGUUUUGUUUUGUUUUAAUCCCCAUGAACAGAAAUGUUCUGAAGAAAAAAAAAGCUUUCCUAAAAGAGAAAAAAACUUUCUGGUAGAUGCACACACCUACAAAUGCUUUGUUGGUGACAUCGCUGAGAUGCUCUUGCAGUUGGACAAACUCACCGUAUGUCUCCAAUGUUCAUACAUAGGGCAGUCUGCAAAUUUCCCAGUCAGCUGUUGUAUUGCAGAAUUUUUGAUGCACAAUUUUUUGCACUAGUGUGUUCUGAAUGACUAAAAUUCUGAUACAAACUAUGUAUACAGGGUUUCUACACACUGUCCAUUGUAUAUAAGCAUUAUUUCACAUUGUCAAGCUCAGCAUUCCAUGGUCAGUUUUUUGUUGACCUGUUAGAAAAUAUUCCCCACAUUUGGCACAAGUUUGAAAAGAAAUGUGAUACCGAAUAGAUUUUUGGGUUUACUUUUAUUCAAGUUUUUUUGACUCCAUUUAUAUAGAUAAAACCAUUGGGCAUGUCAACAAAGGGAGAAAAAAAAAGUCCACCUUCACUUCCAGUAUUUUUUUUUCCUUCUGAUUGUACCAUUGUCAGUCACUUAUUUUCAGUAUCAUCCUAUUUAACAGCAGGGGGGUUGGCAGCAAUUGCUGCCUGCCGUGUAAAAAUGUGAAUAGUAAUUUAUUUUAGAUAGCUCACAAAACCUGUGAGAUUUAGCUCACAAUACAGUCUUCCCUUUUACAUUACGGCCAUUCUUCCUUUUGACGGGGCAUCAUUUUUUGAUAUUGCAUGAAAGACAAUAUAGUCUGCUAGCACACAGAACCCAGUGGGAAUUGUCAGUAUCAAAAUACUCCAGUUUUUUUUUUAUUUUGAGGGAAAAAAGCAACACUGCUGACGUUGGUUCACAUAAUUUUUUUUUAUUAACCACAUCUCUGCUUCAUGCUUUGUAAUCCCCCAGUUGAAAAGAAAAUAUAAUGGUUUUGAAGUCACAGGAAUCCAUGUAGAUGAAUUAUGAAUUAAAGGAUAAAUAAUGCUUCUUAUGAAAUUCAAAGGGGACAAAACCACAAUAUGAAGGCAGGGGAAAAAUUGAAUGUGUGUAUGGGUCUGAAGUUCAAGAUGACUGUUCAUUAGCAUUGAUUUCUAUAUUUUGAUAAAAUGAUUACAAACUUUUAAGUUUUGUGUUUUUAAGUUCUUAACAUUUAAAUUUCACACGCUGAAAAGCCCCUUCCCUGAAUUCCUAAUUGGAAGUAAUGGAAAUGGGAAAUAUUGUUUCUAAAUGGUCUUUUGUUUGACAGGGGAUUUAUAGUCAAUUCAAUUCAACAAAGGUUUCUUAAGUACAUGCUUUGUAUACUACACAGUACUAGACCAUUAUCAAACUAUUAUAAGAUUUUAAGUAUUAGUCCAUUAAAAGCAUAGCUUCAAGGUAUGAAAAUGAGGUUUGAAAAAAUGUCAAGGUUUAAAAAAAAAGAUAGGCAUUUUGCUUCAAUGCUUUCAGUCAUAGGGCAUCUGAGUGCUUGCUCUUUAUUGAAAGGGCAUAUACUUUUAAGGAGACCAAGUGGAUCUCUUCCAGUUUUAUUUUGCAUUUCAGUUUUGCUGGUAAAAAAAAAAAACUGUUAUGAAUACAGUGUAUUCUCUGAACAAAUGUCUGAGUUGAUAGCACCUCUGGAGUUUGCGUCAUCUCUCAGUAUCUCUCAACAGAAUGGAUAACAUCAAUAGGACAUAGAAUUGAGUGACUGACCCAUAGAUUAAUAUUAUCAGAACCUUUGGUGGUGUGGAUUUUCUGUACAAGUGAGAACAAGGUUACCAUACACAUAUACACACUCAGUCAUACACACACACACAUACACACACAUACAUACACACACACACACA